UGGCUCAUUCGAACACUAAAAUGAAAAAAAUAUUAAUAAAACUAAAUGGAGGAAGCAGACGGAGAAGAAGGUGCUGACAAGUCUAAGAGUUGACAUUUUGCGAGAGCACAACCGCUUCACUCAGCCAUCCCUAAUACCCUCUCUGCAUCAUCAUCAUCAUCAUCAUCAUCAUCAUUCAAAUAACAAAUCCAAUGAUUGAUUGGAUUUGACAAACAAACAUCCCAAAUCAUGGCAGUCUGGAGAAAUGCAUACCAAGAAGUGAUCAACGCAAAACCACUCUUUUUAACGAUCUAUGCCACUGUUCUCUGCGGUAUUCUCUUCUCUUCCUUCUAUGUCUUCUCCGCUGUCUACUCUUCCGCUAAACCCUCCUCUUCUCUCUCGUGGGUCUCAUCUCCUCCUCUCUCUCAUAUUGAUGGGCCAGCUAAUGUUUCUCAAGAAACACCAUUACCAUUACCAUCACCACCAACAGCAUCAGUAUCAGGAAGAAAUCAAGAGAAAAGCAAUGUUCUUGAAAAGCCCAUAUGGGAAAUUCCACCACCCAAUUCAAAAAUGCCUCCUUUGAAGAGUUUUAGGCUCACUAAAGAAUUAGUUGAGCAAAGAGUGAAGGACAAUGUGAUUAUUGUUACUUUUGGUAACUUUGCUUUUAUGGAUUUUAUUCUUACUUGGGUUAAACAUUUGUCUGACUUGGGCCUUUCCAAUCUUCUUGUUGGUGCCAUGGAUAUAAAGCUGUUAGAGGCUUUGUAUCGGAGAGGGGUUCCGGUUUUCGAUAUGGGGAGUCAUAUGAGUACAGCUGAUGUUGGAUGGGGUUCACCUACUUUUCAUAAAAUGGGUAGAGAAAAAGUUAUUUUGAUUGAGGCAUUCCUUCCUUUUGGAUAUGAGUUGUUGAUGUGUGAUACCGAUAUGGUCUGGUUGAAGAAUCCACUGCCGUAUCUUGCUCGUUAUCCUGAUGCAGAUGUUUUAACUUCAAGUGAUUCAGUUGUACCGACUGUUGCUGAUGAUAGGUUGGACGUCUGGCAAGAAGUUGGUGCUGCUUACAAUAUAGGAAUUUUCCACUGGCGGCCAACAGAGCCUUCCAAAAAGUUAGCAAAAGAGUGGAAAGAGAUGCUACUGGCCGAUGAUAAGAUUUGGGACCAAAAUGGGUUUAAUGAUAUUGUACGAAGGCAGUUAGGACCAUCUGUUGACAAUGACAGUGGACUUGUAUAUGCUUUUGAUGGAAAUCUCAAGCUGGGAAUUUUACCAGCAACUAUAUUUUGUAGCGGACAUACUUAUUUUGUCCAGGCCAUGUAUCAACAGCUCAGAUUGGAGCCAUAUGCAGUCCAUACCACAUUCCAGUAUGCAGGCACAGAAGGAAAGAGACACCGACUACGGGAAGGCAUGGUUUUUUAUGAUCCACCUGAGUAUUAUGAUGUACCAGGAGGAUUUUUGUCAUUUAAGCCAUCUAUUCCGAAGAGUUUGUUACUAGAUGGGAAACACAGUAUUGAGUCCCACUUCUCUCUUGUCAAUUACCAAAUUAAACAAAUAAGGACGGCACUUGCAAUUGCUUCAUUGUUGAAUCGUACUCUGGUCAUGCCUCCUAUAUGGUGCAGGUUGGAUAGGCUGUGGUUUGGUCAUCCUGGAGUUCUUGUGGGAUCUAUGACCAGACAACCUUUUAUAUGUCCUUUAGACCAUGUGUUUGAGGUGAAUGUCAUGCUGAAACAGCAACCAGAGGAAGAGUUUGGCCCCGGGAUCAGUAUCAGAGAAUACUCUUUUCUGGACAAUCCUGCAUUACCCAAACAAGUCAAAGAGUCAUGGCUUGAUGUCCACCUUUGUGAAGAAGGAACUCAAGAUUGCAUGGCAUCAAACAAAACAAGUCCAUCCGGAGUUUUGAAAUUUCCAAAAGGAAGUAGUGAAGAAAAGUUCAAGGCCAUAUUCGCAUCCUUCAAGGAUGUCAAAGUUAUUCAAUUUUCUUCAAUGCAAGAUGCGUUCCUAGGAUUCACUCACAAGGAAAGAGAAACAAAAUUUAGACACAGAGUGAAGCAGUAUGUCGGUAUAUGGUGCUGCGUAGAGAAUCGCACUCCUGGACAUAUUUAUUAUGACAUGUACUGGGACGAGAAACCUGGUUGGAAACCAGCGCCCCCAGAGACAGCGGAGCUCGAUCACCCGCCUUGGUAAUGCUCAAGUAUGUCGGCUACCAUAAACUUACUGAAGUAGACGAGAUACAAAUUUGAGCAGCAUUGCAUUUCUGCCAUACUUUAGAAAGAAGAGCUAGAAGAAAAAGUUAAGGGUAUGUACCAUUGUAGUUAGUGAAGAUUGAGGGCACAAUAGGGAACGCUGAGCUAAUGCAAUUCCUGUAAUCUUUGUAGUGUUAGAAAAGUCAAACGAAGAAAGUUUUCAUUUUUUAUUUUCAUCCAUAAAUAUUAAUAAAGAAAUGAAAUUAAUUGUUGUGAGGAAA
This is a messenger RNA of Mercurialis annua (annual mercury), 2431 nucleotides long. RefSeq names its product arabinosyltransferase XEG113. Gene Ontology annotation, cellular component: Golgi apparatus. Gene Ontology annotation, molecular function: arabinosyltransferase activity. Gene Ontology annotation, biological process: cell wall pectin biosynthetic process. NCBI's taxonomy places the organism in Eukaryota, Viridiplantae, Streptophyta, Magnoliopsida, Malpighiales, Euphorbiaceae. The coding region runs from base 229 to 2151 and encodes 640 amino acids. The record is from RefSeq and is a predicted model, not a curated record. The transcript has 13 exons.